Messenger RNA from Puma concolor (puma), 1097 nucleotides. The record is from RefSeq and is a predicted model, not a curated record. NCBI's taxonomy places the organism in Eukaryota, Metazoa, Chordata, Mammalia, Carnivora, Felidae.
GACUCGGGGACUCUGCUUCUCUCUUGCUCUACUCCGCUCGCCUGGUGCGGCGGGGCAGGGUCCUGAGCUAAUCAUGGCGUCCCCGUCUCGGAGACUGCAGACCAAACCAGUCAUUACUUGUUUCAAGAGCGUCCUCUUGAUCUACACUUUCAUCUUCUGGAUCACUGGUGUUAUCCUUCUUGCCGUUGGCAUUUGGGGCAAGGUGAGCCUGGAGAAUUAUUUUUCCCUUUUAAAUGAGAAGGCCACCAAUGUCCCCUUCGUGCUCAUUGGCACCGGCACUGUAAUUAUUCUUUUGGGCACCUUUGGCUGUUUUGCUACCUGCCGAGCUUCUGCAUGGAUGCUAAAACUGUAUGCAAUGUUUCUGACUCUCAUUUUUUUGGUUGAACUGGUCGCUGCCAUCGUAGGAUUUGUUUUUAGACAUGAGAUUAAGAACAGUUUUAAGAAUAAUUAUGAGAAAACUAUAAAGCAGUAUAACUCUACGGGAGAUUAUAGAAGCGAUGCAGUAGACAAGAUUCAAAAUACGUUGCAUUGUUGUGGUGUCACCGACUAUAGAGAUUGGAAGGAUACUAAUUAUUACUUAGAAAAAGGAUUUCCCAAGAGUUGCUGCAAACUUGAAAAUUGUUCUCCACAGAGAGAUGCUGAUAAAGUAAACAAUGAAGGUUGUUUUAUAAAGGUGAUGACCAUUAUAGAGUCAGAAAUGGGAGUGGUUGCAGGAAUUUCCUUUGGAGUUGCUUGCUUCCAGCUGAUUGGAAUCUUUCUAGCCUACUGCCUCUCUCGAGCCAUAACAAAUAACCAGUAUGAGAUAGUGUAAUCAGCAAAUCAUGGGCUGACUCCUCUCCAAUUUUAAGGACAUUUACAUCCCCCCCUGUGAACUAUGAUAUUGCCUGGAUGGAAGACAGCUUAACACUUCUUACCAAUAGACCAAAAAAUUACAUCAAUAGCCUGAUUCAGUCAAGACAUUUAUUCAAUAUAGGUCCACCUUCUGGCCCAUUCAUGUUAGAUCACUGAAAAAUUAUAUAAAUAGCCUGAUUCAAUCAAGACAUUUGUUCACUAUAGGUCCACCUUUUGGCCCAUUCAUGUUAGAUCAUUGAAACCCC